CACGCGAACACCGCUUUCCCAAACCAAAACAAAGAAUCCACAGCCAAGUGUGUAGCUAGUUCAUGUAAGCUGGGGGUUUCUACGAAAACUCCAUUUGUCUUCCACGCAUUCGGGUGAUCGUAAAGCGGACAAAAAGUCAACUCGGAAUGUAACGCAAGGGGACCCAUUUAAAGCUUUGGAUCGAAGCGGUGGAUUUUAGCAGCGAGUUAAAGUCCAGGUUGAGUGUGUGAAACGAUGCUGACGAAGUUGGAAAGUAAUGAGCGAGGAUGCUGAAGCUGCCGGCAAGCCCGCUUUGUUCGGAGGAGCGCAAGGCUUUUGUGCCGCUGUCAUCCCGCAGCUCAUCCCCUGCUGCUUUGUCUUCACUUGGCCCUCAGAUAGCGACCGUGAUCGGCAGUGUGGCUUGUCAGUAUCGGACGGUCACCACCCGCAGCAGCAGGUCAGCACCAUGAAUAUUUACGGGUCCGGUGCCAGUGGAAGUGUCAGUGGCGGUGCCGUUGGCGGGGCCAGAGAAAGAGGAGGAGCAGAGCAUUACCGGGAGCAACGGCGGCGCUCCAGCGACCGUUCACGUGACUCCUCCCAUGAGAGGGGAGAGAGUCAGCUGACGCCCUGCAUCAGGAAUGUCACUUCUCCUACUCGGCAGCAUGACCGUGAACGUGGCGACGGAGGCUCGUCCUCCAGAUCCUCCAGUCCACGUCCUCCCAGGGUUUCUCUUCCCUAUUCCCACGUUGGAGGGGCCCUGAUCGGGGGACACAUACCUCGGUCCCUGGGUCCUCCUGGAACAGACCACCACUCCAAGACACUGGGCCAAGGACUGUGUGAUAUGAUCUACGUGUAUGACCUCGGCAGUAAAGAGGGGCAUCGCAGUGGACUGAGACUGGGAGAAAGAGUAACGCUCAUUGUGGACAAUACAAGAUUUGUGGUGGAUCCCGCCAUCUUCACAGCUCAACCUAACACCAUGCUGGGCAGGAUGUUUGGUUCUGGGCGGGACAACAACUUCACACGACCCAAUGAAAAAGGAGAGUUUGAGGUGGCUGAUGGCAUCAGCUCCACUGUCUUCAGAGCCAUUCUGGAUUACUACAAGUCGGGGAUAAUCCGCUGCCCUGACGGCGUUUCCAUUCCGGAGCUGAGGGAGGCAUGUGACUACCUCUGUAUCUCCUUCAACUACAGCACCAUCAAGUGCAGAGACCUCAGCGCCCUGAUGCACGAGCUGUCUAACGACGGGGCCCGGCAUCAGUUUGAGUGUUACCUGGAGGAGAUGGUGCUGCCGCUGAUGGUGGCCAGCGCUCAGAGCGGAGAGAGGGAGUGUCACGUGGUGGUGCUGACUGAUGACGACGUGGUGGACUGGGAUGAAGAGUACCCUCCACAGAUGGGAGAGGAGUACUCGCAGAUCAUCUACAGCACCAAACUGUACCGCUUCUUCAAGUACAUAGAGAACAGAGACGUGGCCAAGUCAGUGCUGAAGGACAGAGGACUGAAAAAGAUCCGGCUGGGAAUAGAAGGCUACCCGACCUAUAAAGAGAAGGUGAAGCGGCGUCCUGGAGGUCGCCCGGAGGUCAUCUACAACUACGUCCAGCGUCCCUUCAUCCGCAUGUCCUGGGAGAAGGAGGAAGGGAAGAGCCGCCACGUGGACUUCCAGUGCGUCAAGUCCAAGUCCACCACCAACCUGGCUGCGGCCGCCGCAGACAUUCCCCAGGACCAGCUGGUGGUCAUGCAGCCUCCGGGGCCGCAGGUGGACGAGCUGGAGACCGUGCCACAGCCGGCGGGCGUCGGCGACCCCCACCAGCUGCCAUUCGGGCAGGGGCCAGAGAACAACGUGGGCCCCCACUUAGCACAAGGCUACGAGGGCCCUAACCAGCAGGCUCAGGACAGUCCGAGCCAGGCCGCGCACAGCCUGGCCCACAGUAACCAGCAGCACGGCAGCAGCCACACUCAGGCCACUUACCACUACGAACCGGACCCAGACACACCGUCCCCCUCCGCAUGAGACUGGCUGCAUUCUUAAUCCCUCUCUCCACUGCUGCGUUCGCACUAACAGCAACAAGUGCUUUUAUUUACACCAUUACACUGAGAUCAAUUCAGGAAGGAAGAAAGAAAAAUAAAUAAAUAAAUAACCAACUUAACAAUAAUUGUUCUCAGAGCAUUGAUUGUGAACUCAAGCUAAGAAGCACACAAACCUGAGUGGCGUUCCACAGCCAAUAAGCACACAAAGUUCAACCAUUCUCAGCUAAAAUUAAAGCACUUCUGGCCACUUGUUGCUUUCAGCGUGAACGCAGACUUUGUCCCCCUGCUGCCCCACAGUCCCCUUCACCACCACCUCCUCCUCCUCCUCCUCCUGAGUGGCAAAACACCACUUUGCCUUCUGUUGCACCUCUGCUGCAGCCUUUCUCAGUCAACACAGCGUCCGAAUGAACUGUCCAGCAGCCAAGGAUGGAUGACGCACAUCAGCAGGCUUCCUCACCCACCUCUGUUCACUCUGUUUUUAUUUAUCUGACCAAAGGAGACUUUAGUUGCAUUCUGUAUGCAUGUGAAAAGACAGAGUGCUGUAUUACAUUAUAAUGAAGCAUGUGUGAGUGUGUGUGUGGUGCUGCUGGGAUACUGUACCUCACUGGGAAAGUGGAUUUCAGUGCCUCUUCGUAGUCUUUAUUUGGGGGCUAGUUAUUAACUUGGAUGUGAAGAAUCAUUUUUUCCAGUGCAUGUGAAGACCUUGAUGAAAGGGUUUUUUUUUUGGUUUUUUUUGUUUUACACAACAUGUACAAGUUUUUAAGAAAAUGUCCCACUCCCUUUUGUUCUUUAAACCAGUUGAUUUGGUUCCUAGUUUACGUUGAGUCCACGUUUUCACUUGUUUGCUCCACUCCUGUUGGCUGACCUGCUCUGAAAACGCUGCACAGGUUCAUCACCACUGCUGUGAGCACACAGGAUGUCAGAUGAGAUGUUGAACGCAAUGUUUUUCUAAUAAAUAGUAUUCACACUC
Messenger RNA from Siniperca chuatsi (mandarin fish), 2971 nucleotides. RefSeq names its product BTB/POZ domain-containing protein 10-like. Gene Ontology annotation, biological process: positive regulation of phosphorylation. Gene Ontology annotation, cellular component: cytoplasm. The coding region runs from base 257 to 1984 and encodes 575 amino acids. Gene Ontology annotation, molecular function: protein binding. The record is from RefSeq and is a predicted model, not a curated record. The transcript is spliced from 9 exons. Lineage: Eukaryota; Metazoa; Chordata; Actinopteri; Centrarchiformes; Sinipercidae.